AAACUUCCUGAUAAAACUUCGACAGUACAAAUACUUCAAGUAGGCAACCAAGGAAUCUGAUCGUAAAUUAUGUUAUUGAUGAUCAAGAAUGAAGGAACUAAAGGAUUAUACUGUGUACAAGUGAAAUAGUAUCUUUGAAAAGUUAUUUUUAUUGCAUUAACAUUAUCACUGAAUCAGUUGGCAAGGGCGACAACUGAUGGGUAACCACCACACACAUCAUGACGAUAAAGCCAAGCCUAACCCAGAAUCUCACGGUGGCAGCGCCCCAUCCAGGUCUUCAAUAUUUGGAUCAAGCACAAAGUUAAACUCAGCCUGUCUCAUCAAGCUCUUCCAGAAACUUGAGUUGACAGCCGAUGAACAGAAUCGACAUCCAGGGGAGCUGAGUCGAGCUACUUUUGAGAAUGCCUUUCAUGGGCCACUUUACAAGUUUGGGAAGCUGCUGUACACACAGAUGGUUAGACAGGCAUCUAGUGGUGACAGAGAAAGAAUCACAAAAGAACAGUUCACCAAGGCUGGCAAGGAACUACUUAAACUUUAUGAUGAAUCCUCACAGCUUCGAUACUACUUUAAACUUUUUGCCAGUGGAAAGGAUCACCUCACUAAGGAAGAUGCCCUACAGAUGAUCGCUGUGUCCUAUGCCCUGACCCUGUCAGCUUCCAUGAUUCCAUACUCUACAGGCAGCACAGAUGACUCGAUUUUUGAGGGGGUGGUACAAGGAAUGUUUGGUAUAAAUGAGAGGGUGACUUUUGAUGAAUUCACCUCCUGGUCAAAGAAGAAUAGUCCUCAUUUGUUCUGUGGGGUACACAACUGGGUGUAUCAGAUCCUCACUGGGUCGAAGAUGCCUUCGGAAUUGGAGACUGCCAAAGUUCCGCAGCUGGAGCGUUUUGUGGAGGAUAAAUACGUGAUGAGUAUGGGACUUCUGUGGAUGCUGACCACAGUUAUACCACAGUCCUACACCCACAAUCAGGAGGAAAAGGAGAAAAAAGAGAAACAGAAAACCAGCGAAAAGAACCCUCUUCUCAACUCAUUCCACCUCAUCAAGAGACUGGCUCAGCUGACACGCUGUCAGAGCUGGACUUUGUUGUAUGACAGCAGAGAACAUGGCCUAUCUCAUAACAGAUUUCACCACCACAUUUCAUCAUAUCAUGGUCCGACCAUUACACUGAUUUCAUUUGAGGGAAGGAACACAUACUGUCUGGCUCUGGACAAACCUUGGAGAGAGGGAGCCAGUCGGUUUGGAGGAGAGGAUACCAUGUUGAUCCAAGUAUCUCCAAUAUUUCGAGUAAUGCAAAAAAAUGGUCCCCUUGCAACUUGGAAUGAGUAUUCACGAGACCUACGUAAGGGAAUUUAUAUGGGUAAAGAAGGCAAAUCUUUGGUGCUAUUUAUUCCUGCAGAUUUUGACUCUGUGGAACACUAUGGAGUGAACUGUGCUCUCCACAAAAUAGAGAUGUGGGGGUGUGGACCCUCGUGUAUACGUGAGGAACAAGUCAAACAGAAGCAGUGGGAGAAAAAGGAAGCAGAUAAACAUUCUGCAAGAAAGCUUCAUCUUGAUGUUGGUAAAUGGGAGGAAAACCCAGACAAACAGAUCUUACAUUGGGGAGGAAUCAAUGUGGAGCACCAGUUUACCAGGGACAGCGGCUUCUAGGGGAAAUAACUUCAUCCCAGCAUUCCAUGCUAUAAGAAAACCAACAAAACAGAAAAUAUUAGACGUGCCCUUCACAGCUAGCUGACUUAUAUAUGAUUGUUUAGUCUACAGUUAUUAAGAGUAAAGGCUUACAGGCACUUUCUUAAAUACUGCUAAUAUGGUAUAUUGUAUGUGUACAGUUAUUAAGAGUAAAGGCUUACAGGCACUUUCUUAAAUACUGCUAAUAUGGUAUCCUGUAUGUGUACUUAAAAAAGCGAGCUUCAUAUUUUAGCGGCUUUGGUGCAGACAAUAAUGCACUAAUUCCUGAAUACCAUUAAUAAGUCUUAUAAAUACUAUAUACGGCGCGGACGAGUUUAGCACUAAUUCAUUAUUACGCCAACCACUCAAUACCCAGUGAUUUCGCUAAAUUUUGAAUACAUCAAUUUAUGUACACGUACAGUAUGUUGAAAUAUCGUAGAUAUGUUUAUAGAAUAAAUCUGUUUUUUUUUUUUAUAUUUUUAAAAUGUGAUUUCUGGUGUUAAAGGCAGCCAAAUGAUUAUUGGAUAGAAAGAUUUUUAAGGAUGAAUUAGUUAUUCUGUUUUCCUAUCUGUGUUACAUCUGUUAAUGUCAUUUACACAUGUAUAUGAUAUAAGAUACUAUAUUUUUUGUUUAUUGUAUUCUAAUAUAAAAAAGCAAAUACAUGUACCAGUAAAUAAUAUUUUUCUGAAAAAUCAGAAUCUCAUUAAUAUUGACAUUCCAAUCUGCUUUUUUGUAUAUGUUAUACACCUAUCUGUGUUACAUCUUAUAAUGUCAUGUACACAUGUAUAUGAUAUACAAUACAUGUGCUAUGCACAUUUUGUUUCCUAAAAACAGCAACAAUUUUAGGGUGAAACUAAGCGCCAUAAAAUAUUUACCAUUUGUAUCAUGUACUGUUCCAAAGGAGAAGUGACAAUCUUACGUUUGCUCCUAAUUUCUGUACAUGUAUACAGAUUGUAAUUUAAGUGUGUAAAGUAGAAAUGCUGUGCACAGUGAGAAGAUAAAAUUGCUCCAUUUUUGUAUUGGUGCCAUAUACUAAUAUUACUGAAUGGAAAUACAUGUACCAUGGAGUGCUGGAUGAAUUACAGGAUUUAUUUUCUUAAUUAGUACAUUGAUGAAUAUUGCACAUGUAAAUUCAAUAGGAAGCUUAAAUAACACAGAAAUCUAGUCUUAUAAAGAGCUGUGUUCAUAUGAUUCAUGUCAUUACUGAAUUAUAAUUACAUAGGUGCUGUGCUGUUAAGAUAAUUUAUAUACAUUUUACAACUGUUAGUCAAAGUUAAGAUUCCUGUACAUCUGUAUGUAAAGUUGAAGCAUUUUUAAAAUCUAAAUCCAGCAUCAAUUUUUACAAAGACCACCAAAUGGAGAGAAAAUCUUUCAUAUACAAAUGUACAUUAUACUCGUUACUUGUUAGCAUGUUAAAACUGGUGCUGUUUAAUUUCAUGAGAAAUAAUUGGCAAUUUGGCUUUAUUUAUGCUGAAGAUGAUUGUUUGUUAGUUUGCAAUGCUAUAAAGUGCAACCGGGAAGUUUUCCGUGGAUUGAGAUUCAUAAAUAUUUACAAGAGAUAUCACUAUUAUUCUGAUUGCUAAUUCCGUUCCUCCAUGGAGAGUGGUUCCAAGUCCAAUUAAUAUGACACAGCAGUAAAGUCAGCAGAAAAUUUUCCAAGCAAAGACAAAUGCCUGUUCUGUAUUGUCCGCAUCUAAAAGUUGAAACUUUUAGAUGGACCUAAUGCAACUAGAAUUUUAAGGAGUGGUUUUGAUCCUCGAAUAUAAAAAAUGCUGUCAGUAAGGUGUUGCAUUCUCUAAUUUAAAAAAAAAAAUUAGAGUUCUAGAUGAUGAUAAUUGACCUAUGUAUCUUUGAUUUCAUAUAUUUAUGUCGUACAUUGAUGGACCUGUUCAUGAGUUUGUUUGUUUAGAUUUCUUUGACUCUUGUGUAAUUUCAACUCAAGAAAUGACUAUCUGUAUGAAUCAAGUUAGUGGAAGCUAUAAUCAUCUUCUGUGAUUUAGACUUGAGUAAUGGAUUCUGUGUGAAGUUUAGUAGUACAUGUUAACGUUUUUGGUGCAAGUAUUAGAUUAAUGAAAUCCAUAUUCAAUUUGAUUAAACACUAAUAAAAUGGAGAUAAAAAUAUGUGUAGUAGCAUGCUAUUUUGAUAGGUAUUCUGUGUUUUUGUCUACAGCAAGAUUGUCUUCCAAUGAAAUAACAUAAAUUAAGUUUAAAUGUUUCAAUGAUGAAAGAGAGAUUUAUGAAAAAUUAAAAGUACAUGUAUUCUGUUUGUAUAUUGCUAGUCUGUGGGAUUUUGCAUACCUUUUUGUAUGUACUAUAAAGAUUAUGCAGUGAAAUUAGGAAUGAUAAUAAUACUGCAAGAUUAUUAAAUUAUUGCUGAAAAGACUAGUAAUUUUCAGGACAAUAAAAGCUUUGUAAAUGAA
Molecule: messenger RNA, 4083 nt
Organism: Saccostrea echinata
Lineage: Eukaryota; Metazoa; Mollusca; Bivalvia; Ostreida; Ostreidae
Exons: 12
Coding region: 197-1645 (482 amino acids)
Source: RefSeq, a predicted model, not a curated record